Messenger RNA from Tripterygium wilfordii, 1540 nucleotides. RefSeq names its product epidermis-specific secreted glycoprotein EP1-like. The coding region runs from base 42 to 1337 and encodes 431 amino acids. The transcript has a single exon. The record is from RefSeq and is a predicted model, not a curated record. NCBI's taxonomy places the organism in Eukaryota, Viridiplantae, Streptophyta, Magnoliopsida, Celastrales, Celastraceae.
CAUCAAAGCCACAAUAUACGACUUAAGUGAGCUCUCUAAUAAUGGCUUACAUUUCUCUUUUACCAAAGCCUUUGCUCUCUCUUUUUCUCUUCUCUUGCAUCGCCCAAGCAUUAGUCCCUCUCAAAGAGACAUUCAAGUAUGUCAACGAAGGCGAAUUGGGGCCGUACGUUGUUGAAUACAAUGCCAAUUAUCGCGUUCUAUCUCCCUUCGCCGCCCCGUUUCAACUAUGUUUUUACAACACAACUCCUAAUGCUUACACCCUUGCUUUGCGUAUGGGUCUUCAACGCACCGAAACAAUAUUUCGUUGGGUUUGGGAGGCCAACAGGGGUAACCCAGUUAGUGAAAAUGCGACCCUAACCUUUGGAAAAGACGGGAAUCUUGUCCUUGCGAACGCUGAUGGUCGGAUUGCUUGGCAAACCAAUACUGCCAACAAAGGUGUUGUUGCCUUCAAAUUGCUUCCAAAUGGUAACAUGGUGUUGUAUGACUCUAAAGGUAAGUUUAUUUGGCAAAGCUUUGAUUACCCAACCGACACUCUCUUGGUAGGCCAAUCUCUUCGGCUCAAAGGCCCAAACAAGUUAGUGAGUCGGGCUUCCCAAAUAGUCAAUUCACCUGGGCCUUAUAGCCUUGUCUUUGAGCCGAAAAGAUUUGCUCUUUAUUUUAAAAGCUCAAAUUCUCCUAAACAAUAUGUGUAUUAUGAUUCAACACAAAGGUUUCCUAAACCAAAUGUUGCUGAAGAGUAUGUCACACUCACUACUGAGGUUGAAGCAAAUAAGUCUUAUGUAUAUUUGACUGACCCCAAUGGUGGUAGCCUAGUUUUGGCUGAACCCAAGUAUAAUGCCACCUCAUCAUUUCUUCGAAUCGAUUUGGAUGGAAACUUGAGGAUCUAUACUUACAUUGCCGAUGGUGAGGUUGGUAGUGGUGCAUGGAGGAGCACUCUCAUUGUGUUUGCCAAAGAUUCUUGGGAAACUGAGUGUCAAUUGCCAGCAAAGUGUGGGAAAUUUGGGCUUUGUGAAGAUAGUAAUUGUGUAUCUUGCCCAUUACCGAAUGGGCUAACGGGCUGGACCAAGAACUGUGAGCCCAAGAAGGUAACCUCUUGUGCUGCUAAGGAUUUCUACUAUUACAAAUUGGAAGGAGUUGAUCAUUUCUCAAGCAAGUUCAACAAAGGAGAGUCUAUAAAGCUUGAUGCUUGUAGCAAUAAAUGCACAAAGGAUUGUAAAUGUUUGGGUUACUUCUACAACACGGCGUCGUCUAAGUGCUGGAUUGCUUAUGAUCUCAAAACCCUAACCAAGGUUGGAAACUCUACUCAUUUGGGCUUCAUAAAGGCACCAAAGCAUUGACUAGUUUGAAUUGUGUUUCCUUCUUCAGAACCAAGUUUAUCUUUCUUGUACUCUACAAUAAAAGUUUCUCUGUUUGUGAGAGAAACUAAGUGUGUUUUGUGUUCAUGUAUUCUUCACCUUUGUUUUAUUGUUCUAGCUUGUGGCUCGAAGAAGUAUAUAUGUUUUAGUUAUUUGAAGUAAUCAUAUCUUUAUUGGAGAUCUCA